Molecule: messenger RNA, 1392 nt
Organism: Closterium sp. Yama58-4
Lineage: Eukaryota; Viridiplantae; Streptophyta; Zygnematophyceae; Desmidiales; Closteriaceae
Source: the annotation of a GenBank genome assembly
AUGGCCGCCGCUGUCCCUGCAGCUGCAGCCGUCGCUGUCCCUGCAGCAGCCGCCGCCGCCGUGCCUGCAGCUGCCGCCACUGCUGAACCUGCUGCACCUACCGCAGCCGACACUGCAGCAGCUGCCGCUGCCGAUUCUGCAGCUGCUGCUGCCACCGUACCUGCAGCAGCUGCUGCUCCUGAACCUGCAGCAGCUGCCGCUCCUGAACCUGCAGCAGCUGCCGCUCCUGAACCUGCAGCAGCUGCCGCUCCUGAACCUGCAGCAGCUGCCGCUCCUGAACCUGCAGCAGCUGCUGCUCCUGAACCUGCAGCAGCUGCCGCUGCAGGACCUGUAGCAGCUGCUCCCGCCAGGCCUGCAGCAGCUGCCGCCGCCGGACCUGCCGCAGCUGCCGCCAUCGGAUCUGCAGCAGCUGCAGCCGCCGGACCUGCCGCAGCUGUCACCUCCGGACCUGCCCCAGCAGCAGCUACUACUGCAGGUGCGGCCGCCGCUACUGUCCCUGCAGCUGAGUUGCGGCCCUCCUCUGCCGCCUCGCUGCACCCCGGCCCGCCCCUGCCUACUGCUGCUGCUGUCAUGGCUACUCCCAACGUGCUUACCUUUGAUGCUGAGGGUCGGGCGAUCGAUUUUGAUGUCUGGAUAGAUGACCUGCAGCUUUUCCUGCAGUGCGAUAGCAAGCACGACAUCUCCCUGUUCGAUCUCACUUCUGGUGCCUCUACUGCCCCUGCUGCUGAUGACGACAGUACUGUUCGCUCACAGUGGACCACACGCGAUGCUGCUGCCCGUCUUGCUGUGCGUAGUCACCUGCCGUCCACUGAGCGCGCGCACUUUAGCCAGUUCAAGACUGCUAAGACCUUGUACGACGCUGUAGUUGACCGUUACUCCUCCCCUGCCACUGCUGCUCUUAGCCGCCUCAUGCUGCCGUACCUGUUCCCUGACCUCGCUGCCUUUGCCACAGUCGCUGACCUCAUUACGCACCUUCGCACUAGUGAUACCCGCUACCGCGCUGCGCUUCCUGCUGACUUCUACGCCAAGAACCCCCCCCCCCAUGGGUGCUCCCCUGUCCCCCUUUUGCCCUCUGUUGCCUCUGCUGCUGCUGUCGACCUCGUUGGCACUGAGUCGAUCGCCGCUGCGUCUGCUCCUAGUGGGAGGCGCCGCACCGGCAAGGGCAAGGGGGGCAAGGGUUCGGGAGGGGCGGGCGGGGGCGGUGGUGGUGGCGGUGGGGGCGGCGGGGGAGGUGGGGGUGGGAGUGGUGGGGGGCGUGGGGGCGGCGGUGGUGGCAGUGGAGGUGGAGGCGGCGGUGGCGGCGGUGCGGGUGGAGGAGGCGGAGGCGGCAGUGGAGGUGGAGGCGGGGGCGGCGGAGGCGGCGGGGGUGGAGCUGGUCGGGGUGGUGCCUGA